AUGAAUACAAUAUCAGGAGCAGAAUCUAUAGUUAAAAAAGCAACUAAACUUUUGCUACAGCUAAAUCUUUUUAGAAAAACCUCUAACCUUAUAUUUUCUAGCAGAUUGCCUACAAAGCCCUUUUCUUAG
Messenger RNA from Scutellospora calospora, 129 nucleotides. Lineage: Eukaryota; Fungi; Glomeromycota; Glomeromycetes; Diversisporales; Gigasporaceae. The record is from the annotation of a GenBank genome assembly.